Messenger RNA from Staurois parvus, 594 nucleotides. The record is from the annotation of a GenBank genome assembly. Lineage: Eukaryota; Metazoa; Chordata; Amphibia; Anura; Ranidae.
CGGGGGCACAGAGUCGGGCCCCAGGCACGACAGUGGGCCCCCACCGAGUCGUCGGGCAAGACUGCGGGCACCCAGCCGACUGGGCGAACAGGGCCCCCAGGCGGGGCGACUGGCGUCGGGCCCCCAGGCGGGGGGCACGGGCGUCGGGCCCCCAGCGUCGGGCCCCCAGCGGGGCGACGGGCGUCGGGCCCCCAGGCGGGCGGGCCGGGCCCCCAGGCGGAGUCAGGUCUCGGGCCCUCAGGCGGAGCGGCGGGCGCCCGGACCCCCAGAUGGAGCGACAGGUCUCGGGCCCUCAGGCGGAGCUACAGGUCUGAGUCACCAGGCACGACAGUGGGCACCGAGACUGGCAAGACUGCGGGCACCGAGCCAACUGGCGGAACAGCAGGCUUCGAGUCGUCUGGCAAGACUGCGGGCACCGAGUCGUCUGGCAAGACAGUGGGCUCCGAGUCAACAGGCACGACAGUGGGCACCGGGUCAUCAGGUAUCGGAUUGUCUGGCUCGACAGCGGGCAUCGGGUCACCAGGCAUCAGGUCAUUUGGCUUGCCAGCGGGCACCGCAUCAUCUGGCAAGGCAGUGGGCACCAGGUCACCAGGU